Molecule: messenger RNA, 5167 nt
Organism: Triplophysa rosa
Lineage: Eukaryota; Metazoa; Chordata; Actinopteri; Cypriniformes; Nemacheilidae
Product: proline-rich protein 7
Exons: 3
Coding region: 837-1574 (245 amino acids)
Source: RefSeq, a predicted model, not a curated record
ACAAAACCGUGACGCUGCCACAGCUUUGUGGUCCAGGCUGUUAAAAAGGAGGAGCGAAAUUUGACGCGCGUCUAUUUGUUGAACCGUUAUCCUCAAUGUGAAGCAGCGAGCGCUCGUGACAGCAGCGCGUCGCGCGCGGACUGCCAGUGUGGGCGUUUCAUGACGCGCGUGAAUUGCAGGUAUCACGAAAACGGCAAACGCUUUCUGUUUAUUCAGGUAAACACUAGUGAACGCUAUUGAGCGCGCUGCGGUGAGACAACUUUAUCACGUCCAACCCAUUACAACGUGUCACGGGUCUGAACAUCAACUCAUCGUGACUGGAGGAUGCACAUCACCGUGACUGCCGACAUCCUCCGGAGAUCUAAAGAGUCCUGAUCUGCUCAGCGGAGGAUCGCAACACAGGAGGAGACCGGGACGCUGCGAGAAGUUAACAUUCCCUCAUUGCACCAGCUGUCGGGAAAGAGGACCUGCGGUUAUUCAGUUCCCCUAGUGGAUCUUUGCAAAGUUCCUCCUUGCGUUUGCGUUUUCAUGACAUCUUGAAAUUUCCUGGAAUGCUGUGACAGCACGGUUGUUCUGAGUAAAGUCAGGUCACCUGUCUUUGACCUCCGGCCUGUGGGAACCUUUAGGUUGGUUAGCUUUGAAAAAAUGACCUCCACCAACUUCUGGAUAAACGCUUCAUGCUGUUAAACAACAGGAUUGAUACAAAGACGAUGUAGAAAUAUGUGUUGAAUUGAGACUCGGUGAGUGAACUUUCCAACAGCGACGUGAACAGCACUAAGACUUUGAAUCUUUUCCACUGGAUCCUGGAGGGCCCAAACUUCAUCGAGGUGUUCAUCAUGGUGAUGUCGCAGGGCACCUAUACGUUUUUGGCGUGCUUUGCCGGCUUCUGGCUGAUCUGGGCUCUCAUUGUCAUGCUCUGCUGCUUUUGCAGCUUCGCCCAGCGCAAACUGAAGCGCCGUCGUGAAGAGAUAUUAAGAGAACAGUGUCUGCGGGCUCUGGAGAUGGAGCCUUUGGACUGCGGUGGAGGGGGGUAUCCUCCGAGAGAACAGUCUCAGUUCUGCCCACCGCUUCAGAUGAUGUCCCCACAGGUGCCUGUGACCCACACCCUCCCUCAAGGAAACUGGAACAGCCCGGAAGCAGACACAGAUGUCUUCGGUAAACCCCCUUGCUACGAAGAAGCCGUACUGAUGGAGGACCCACCACCCCCUUACAGUGAAGUUCUGGCUGACCCUAGAGGUGGAACUUACACCAAACCAACAACCCGGUCCUCCAGGGUACACCAGGAGCCCGAGACCAGCAAGCUGGCUCCCAUGACUGUGUUUCCCCAUCAUGGCUACUCCUCCCUCAUACGCCUGCCGUCCACUAGACGAUGGGACUCGCUCGGACACCUCCUGUCCGCCAUGGACCUCAACCACAACAACAUGCCAGUAGAGCCUCAAGCAUCUGCUAUUUCCACGAUGCCCCGCGAGGGCCGGACUCGCACAGACUUAGGCUUGCGGGGCCUCCGAGGUUUGGAUCAACAUUAUGGUUUGCCCACGGCCUUUCCACUUUUGGGCCGAAGCACAGCAGUUUGAGACCCUGCUUGUGUCGCGAAACAGACCUUGUCGUACAAGUUUUUGAAUGUUUUGAGACUUGGGGUCCAAAUAGCGUGAGAGGAUGUUCUAUAUUGUAUUUGAGAAAGAGAGAGGUUUUGAUCCAUCAUGUUCUCUUUUUUUACUCGUCCUCUCUGUGGCAUCUCUGCCUGAUGCAGAGCAGCAGCUAUUAUGUGAACGCUGUUGCCAUGGCUCCCGGGAGUCGUCUGCAGCCCACCAACGCCUUGCCCCUCACAUCCUCACUUCUCAUCUGUGGCUCGCAGAUAUAACACAAAUGACAUUUCAAACCCUACCAAACUGGGGAUAACUUAGAGCAUAGCGAAAUAACAGCGGUCGUACUGUAGCUACCCAAUGCUGCUGAACUGUGAAAAGCAUCGUUUUAUAAACUGUGAAACAACAUGAAAACAAUCUUUCAAUGUACAUGUUUUAAAACCUGAAUUUUGUGUGAAACAAACUCUUUUCUAGACGGAUUUUAGACUGAAGCUUACCAUAACAGACUGCAAAUCCUUCCGAGCUGACCGUUCACAUUUUGCGUCUUUUGCGCGCGCAAGUUCGUUUUUUAAGCGUAAAAGCGCGGCAAGCGUUGCAGCGAGUUCAAAAUAUUACAACUUUUUAGAAUGACGCAAGCGCACUGCAGGUCAUGUGACAAGAACCAACCAAUCAGCUUCACCUCAGCCAAGAUGAGGAACAGAUGAUCACAACAUAAUCUAGUAGCAGAGUUCUUGCAAUGGAUUUUAGGUGCUGAGCAUCCAUUAUCCUUUGCCGGAACCUUCUCGUCUUCACGGCGAGCGCGGCUCAUGGUUGCUUAGCAACGGGCAGAGGCCACGAGCUCACGAGCGCUUUGAAAAAACAACGAUUUUUUGCAAAAACUUUCGUUUUUCACGCGUUUUUUUAGGUGCGAACGGGCCCUAAAAAUGACAAUAGAAAUGUGCGUAGUCCUCAAAUGAGGAAAACGUCCUAUUUCAAUUCAUGAGUCCAAUUGGGUACACAGAGAGAAACGGACUUUUAUUUUUUAUUUUUUUACUCUUUCUGAGUCACUGUAUGAAUAACAAUUUUUUUCGAUAACAUUGAACCUCUCGAAUGAAAGAGCCUUAGUUAUAAUGACCAAUGAACGGGUAUUGAGAAUGUCAUAACAUUUUCAUACUACGCAAAGUUGUCCACUUCACUCCCUGCUUGUGUUGCGGCUGUAACAUUCAGGACCUCCUCUUUGAGCAAAGCUAGCCUGCCUGUUAUUUCUCAUCUGUGUGGUGAUUGCUGCAUUGUGAAAAGCUUUUAGGUUUUUCUUUUAUUGCCAUCAUUUGCCAUUAUGUUUCCGUGCCCUUAAACAACUCUACCUCAAUCCAUCUAAUGACUGCCUUUGUCGUUUUCCCGGCGCGUAACGCGGUUUUCAUGCGUGUGCUUGAUGCUCUCGGAUGACGUUUGAUUGAAACAGGAUCCAUUUUAGAAAUGUGGAAAAGCAAUUAGUGGCCGAUGUAGAUGCGUAUUUGUGCAUCAUGCUUUUAAUGUCAUGGUGACGUCAUUGGUUCAUGGCGGACAUGAAAUGCGUACUUGUGGAGAUCACGUAAAAAAAACGAAACAAAAGCAUAACGGAGUCCCGUAUCAAUAGCAUUGAAAGCACUUAUUCUGAAUUUAUUUCUUUAUUAAAAUCCAAUGAAUACAAGUUAAUGAUAAUAAAUAAGAACAGGCCUAUUCAGUUCAUUUUGUUGGGAUUUCAAUGCAUUGUAAAAUAUGACCAUGUUAUCAAUGCUUCACAAAUAAGUGGGCUAGAACGUCCUGCGGCCAACUGUCAAUCAGUUUGCACAGGCUGAAUACAAAACUGCAAAGACAAUCAACAAAAUAACGCAUUUGUUUUUGCAAAUUUAUUGCACCUUAAUCUAACCCGUCAUUUAAAAUCGUUCUCUAAAUGUGUCCACAGCCCAAAAGUAUGCCGAGUUUAAUGGAGUUUUGUUUAUAACGUGAUUGUUUUCCCAUCUGUUUUCAUUUAUUCUGUUACAUCACAACAAGGCACAUCUCCUCCAGCAAUGUGUUGCUAAGCGACCGCAGCCGAGCGUGUGAAUGUGUUUACACAGAUGAAGUGAACAGUACCAUCGCUGCACCGGGUACACAGAAUUCUCACGUCCACGAUGAGACGUGAUUUAGCAUAUUUGAGACCUAUUGCAUAACAAAGGUGUCCUGAGGGAAACGGCGACGAAUUUCCAUAAAAGCCAUUUUGGGUAGAGCUUUGCUGUCUGCUUUUUAAAGCAUAAUGUUUUGUUUUGAGCACAUUGAAUACAUUGGUAACAAAAUCAAAUAUUUGCCCUCACCUCAGUCUUGACCUUAACUGCCUUCUACAAUUUGAAACAUGGUCAAACAAAAUUAUUUUGACAAUCUGAGCGUCACUUUAUUGUAGUAAAACAAAUGAUGACUUACAAAAAUGUAAUGUGUAGCUGUUUCCCACAUCACAGUGACUGCAGUCCAACUUAUCUUUUUUCAUAGGCUGAAUUUUCAACCAUCACACUUUCCAAAAUUGUUCCCGGUUGGGCACUUUCUUAUUUUAAUUUUAUACUUUCAGGCUCUUUUUAAGUUUGUUUACUGCUGAAAAGGAAAUGUAAGGCUAAUGUAAGGAUUGCAAAACAAUUUAAACCUCAUUUAAAAUGACUGAACACUUAAAGAGUUCCUAUAAGAAUGUAAAGCAAGCCCAGAGAGCACAGAUACACAUGUAAGAUGUCUGCUAGAGAUCUGGAAAACAUCUGCUGUAUAAAAACAUCUGAUAAACGUCUUAGAAAAGUCCGUUUUACAUCAAUUCUAAAUCAUAAACAUCUUACAGACAUCUUUAAGAUGUCUGACAGGAAACGUCUCAGAGACGUAUUGUAGAUGAGCUAACAAUAAAAAAACAUCAAAUAGACAUCUCCAAGAAGUAUGUGUGCUAUCUGAGCGUCUUUUCACCGAACAUAUGUUGAGAAAGAAGUGUUCAACUUAGCGACAAGCACUUUGUAAUCUAUUCGUGGAAAGUGCCAUCAUUAUGAGACCAUCUGCCUAAUCUGUUUUGAGUUUUUCUUUUUUGUUGUUUUGAUAUAGAGCACAACUGCCUCUAUUUAUACUUAAUUUGGUUUUGAUUGACUUUCUAGAAAUCAUAUUUUCUGUGAAUGGCAAACUGUGAAAGUGUACCAUCAUGCAAUGUUCACGUAGCAUGCCACGUGUGCUUGUGUGAAGACACACAACAACCGGAGCUGCAUAUUACUUCAUAGCUGCUAUGUAUCUCCAUACUCGUGAGGAUUUUUGGUUUGUUUAUAAAAAAAAUACACAAUACACAUAUUGAGGCAGUGAGUGCCAAUGAGCUCUUAAUAAUAAAACUGAGUUACGAAAAACUUACGACAGCGUUUUUACUUUUCUGUCUGUAACCGUUUGUGUUCGGUUUAAAAGACAAAGAGGGGUUUUUAGAAGGAUUUUAAAGUCUUUUAUUAACAUACAUAAGCACAUGGCAUGUCACAAAAUUCUUGUGCUUGUUUCAAAAACAGCGUGUGAGAAGCGGACGGAAAAGGGAAGAGAGAAAAAAUAUUAUAAAAAAAAAAACAGAGAGAGAGAACUUUCAGGAG